AUGGCUCCCACAGAAGGAAAGAGUCGUAAACCAGCUAAUACGGCGUUCAAGCAGCAACGUUUAAAGGCAUGGCAACCGAUCUUGACACCAAAGACAGUAUUGCCCACCCUUUUCAUAGUCGGGAUUAUAUUCGCUCCUCUAGGUGGUUUGUUGCUGUAUGCUAGUAACACCGUCUCCGAAAUCGAAAUUGACUAUACAGAUUGCGCCGACCAACCAGCAGAAUUUGGCCCAAUGCCCUCCAACCUUGUUAAAAUCUCGUUUGCCAGUAACAAUGGCCAGUCAGAUAGUCCGCAAUGGCGUGCCACAGACGUCGCGUACAACGAUAUUCCAACGAAACGGUGUGAGAUUAAAUAUAAUAUUCCAGCAGAGUUGAAAGGUCCCGUCUAUAUGUAUUAUCGAUUGACCAACUUCUAUCAGAACCAUCGUCGCUAUGUAAAGAGUUUUGAUGCCAAGCAGCUCCAAGGUGACGCGGUGUCAGCGGCAACGUUGGAGGCUGGAAAUUGUAAACCAUUGGCGACGAUAGAUGGAAAGCCUAUAUAUCCUUGUGGAUUGAUUGCGAAUUCUAUGUUCAACGACACUAUAUACGAACCUCGACUUAUCAACGCAACCGGUCCAAACACUGAAACACCGAUUAACUUCACUUCAGUUGGAAUAGCAUGGCCAUCAGACCGUCAAAAGUAUGGUCCAACAAAGUACAACGCGUCUGAUGUAGUUCCUCCGCCAAAUUGGCAAAACAGAUUCCCUGGUGGUGCAUAUAAUGAGACCAAUAUUCUUACCGUUACUGAUGAGGCAUUCCAAGUAUGGAUGCGUACGGCUGGGUUGCCUGAUUUCAGAAAAUUGUAUGCAAAAACGGGCGAGUCUUUUGAAGCAGGACCAUAUCAAAUCGAUAUUGACUUACUAUUCCCGGUCAAAGUUUACGGCGGUAGAAAAUCGAUUGUAUUUUCUACAGUGUCAUUCUUGGGAGGAAAGAAUCCGUUCCUGGGCGUUGCGUAUGUUGCAGUCGGUAUUUUGUGUGUGAUUCUUGGAAGCAUAUUUACGGCGAAACAUUUACUCAAACCAAGAAAACUUGGCGAUCAUACAAAAUUAUCAUGGAAUCAGAAUUCGAAGAAUUCAAAGGGAAGUGGGGGAGGACAAUAA
Paraglomus occultum is the source of this 1137-nucleotide messenger RNA. The record is from the annotation of a GenBank genome assembly. NCBI's taxonomy places the organism in Eukaryota, Fungi, Glomeromycota, Glomeromycetes, Paraglomerales, Paraglomeraceae.